GCCGCGGAGCCGCCGCCGCUGCCGCCGCCAGUGACCGUCGCCGCCGCCAUGGUGCCGCCGGCGCUCGCGCUGCUCCUGGCGCUCGCCGCCGCCGCCCUGGCCGAGCCCCUCCGCUUCCUGGACUGCGGUUCCAAGGACGGCAGCAUCCAAGAAGUGAACGUGAGCCCGUGCCCCACGCAGCCCUGCCAGCUCCACAAGGGCACGGCCUACAGCAUCAACGUCACCUUCUCCAGCAAGAUUGAGAGCCAGGGCAGCAAAGCAAAGGUGUAUGGGGAGAUGCUGCAUGUGGACAUACCCUUUCCCAUUCCUGAGCCUGAUGGAUGCAAGUCUGGGAUCCAGUGCCCCAUUCAGAAGGGCCAUUCCUACAGCUACCUGAAUAAACUCCCUGUGAAGAGCGAGUACCCUAGUAUUAAGCUGAUUGUGAAGUGGGAGCUAGUAGAUGACCAGGACCAGAUGUUGUUCUGUUGGAAGAUACCAGUGCAGAUCACCAGCUGAGGAACCCUGUGGUUAGCAGGGCUUGGGGAGAAACAGAGAAGACGACACAGACCAAAUUCUUUUAUGUAAUAAGCAUUUCUUACUGCAUCCUUGAGAGAUCUACAGCCUCUGAGCAGCCCCUACUGUGUUCCUGCAAGGUCAGCAGUGGGCAGAGGGCUCUUAACCCUGUUAGAGCCCUCUGGGGUAUUCUGACAACGCAGGGGGAGCCAUCUGCUGCUGUUGGCAGGUGUGACAGAACAUUAGGGCAUUGCCUCCAAGUGCUCUGUGGAGGUGCUUUAUUUGCUUGAAACAGAGCUCGCUCUCCCUUCAGAAAAGGAAUUUCUCUCUGCAAUGAAACUGCCUAGUAUCUGAGCUGCUACCUGGUAAUCCUUCAGUGCCUCUUGUAGAAUGCUGGCUGCAUCCAUCCUCCUCCAUUUCUCCUGCUCUGUUGUGACCAGGGUGCUUUUGGGACACUCAUCUGUCAUCCAUAUGGCUAAAGGAGAGGGAAGAAGAGGAGGCUUUCCCUGAGCUGGCAAUGUAGUCUGUUCUGGGCCCUGCUGGAGCCAGCAGAUCUGCAGCUGGGAAAACUUUCUUUUGGUGGAUGUAAAGCCAAAUGGCAUUCACUGUCUCUGCAGGGAUGAUUCUUUCUCUAACAAAUGGUUUGCACUACCUGCUAACUUGGAGCUGCUGGGGGCUCCAUAACCUAUUUUUAUAGCUUUCCUUUUAAUAAAGGCUAAACAAAAA
Rhea pennata is the source of this 1218-nucleotide messenger RNA. It is a transcript of the gene NPC2, whose product is annotated as NPC intracellular cholesterol transporter 2. Bases 49 to 495 code for a protein of 148 amino acids. The transcript has 4 exons. Gene Ontology annotation, biological process: intracellular cholesterol transport; cholesterol efflux. The record is from RefSeq and is a predicted model, not a curated record. Gene Ontology annotation, molecular function: cholesterol binding. Lineage: Eukaryota; Metazoa; Chordata; Aves; Rheiformes; Rheidae.